This is a messenger RNA of Enhydra lutris kenyoni (northern sea otter), 1441 nucleotides long. Its product is annotated as platelet derived growth factor subunit A. NCBI's taxonomy places the organism in Eukaryota, Metazoa, Chordata, Mammalia, Carnivora, Mustelidae. The coding region runs from base 226 to 861 and encodes 211 amino acids. The transcript has 7 exons. The record is from RefSeq and is a predicted model, not a curated record. Gene Ontology annotation, cellular component: membrane. Gene Ontology annotation, molecular function: growth factor activity; platelet-derived growth factor receptor binding. Gene Ontology annotation, biological process: positive regulation of protein autophosphorylation; positive regulation of cell population proliferation; positive regulation of ERK1 and ERK2 cascade.
GAGCGCGCACUCCCUGCUCCUCCUCCUCCUCGCUGGCGCUGCCUGCCUCUCCGCACUCGCUGCUCGCGCCGGGCGCGCUCCGCCGGCUCCCUGCUCUCCGCGCCACCCUCCUCCGGGCCGCGCUCCCUGAGGGAUGGUACUGAAUUUCGCCGCCACAGGAGCCCGGCUGGAGCGCCCGCCCCGCGGCCUCGCCUCCCCGCCGAGCCGCCAGCGCCUCGGGACGCGAUGAGGACCUGGGCUUGCCUGCUACUCCUCGGCUGCGGAUAUCUCGCCCAUGCCCUGGCCGAGGACGCCGAGAUCCCCCGCGAGGUGAUUGAGAGGCUGGCGUACAGUCAGAUCCACAGCAUCCGGGACCUCCAGCGACUCCUGGAGAUAGACUCCGUAGGGGCCGAGGAUGCUCUGGAAACGAGUGUGAGAGCCCAUGCAGGCCGGGCCCCCAAGCAUGCACCUGAGCAGCGGCCCGUGCCCAUCCGGAGGAAAAGAAGCAUUGAGGAAGCCAUCCCCGCGGUCUGCAAGACCAGGACCGUCAUUUACGAGAUACCUCGGAGCCAGGUCGACCCCACGUCCGCCAACUUCCUGAUCUGGCCGCCGUGUGUGGAGGUGAAGCGCUGUGCGGGCUGCUGCAACACCAGCAGCGUCAAGUGUCAGCCCUCCCGCGUCCAUCACCGCAGCGUCAAGGUGGCCAAGGUGGAGUACGUCAGGAAGAAGCCAAAGUUAAAGGAAGUGCAGGUGCGGCUGGAGGAGCAUCUGGAAUGCACGUGCACCGCCGGAGGGCCGAACCCCGACCACCGGGAGGAGGAGACGGGAAGGCGUAGGGAGUCAGGUAAAAAACGGAAAAGAAAAAGGUUAAAACCCACCUAACGCAGCCAACCAGAUGUGAGGUGAGGAUAAGCCAGCAGCCCUUUUCCGGGACACGGAUGUACAUGGCGUGUUACAUUCCUGAACCUACUAUGUACGGUGCUCAUUGCCAGCGUGCGGUCUUUGUUCUCCUCCGUGAAAAACUGUCUCCAUGCACACUCGGGAGAACAAAGAGACAGUAUACAUUUGUUUAAUGUGACAUCAAAGCAAGUAUUGUAGCACUCGGUGAAACAAUAAGAAGCUUCCUUGUCAAAAAAAAAGAGAGAGAGAGAGAGAGACAGAGCAAACAGAACCACAAAACAUGACAAACAAAACUGACUCACAAAAAUAUCUAAACAGUUGUCGGAAUGGAGGGACACCCCGUGGGAUGGAAGCGACGUGCCUCGGCCGACCGGAUUUCUGUCCAGGGUCACAGGUGCUUCUGCCAGGGACACAGCCUGCUUUCUGGAGGAUUCCGGGCGGGGGCCGAGGGCCCUGCGGGGCACGCGGGAGCAGGGAUGUCCCAGAACUGCCACGGGACUUAGAAACACAUCUCCUUGCUGUAGUGUUUAAGUCUAUACAGAAACCUUCCUGAGAGCCUUAA